UCCAUCCUUUUCUCGCGAGAGUUCCGUCUGGUUCCCCCCUCAGUCAGCCGAGGCUGCUGUCACUCCGGUUUAGGGCUGCCUUGUGUCAACACCUCCCUCCCUUUCCUCCUCGGAAAAAGCCCUUUUUCUCUCUCCCUCAAUCGACGAGGCCCGCAAUGUCCGGGCAGCAGCAGCAACAGCAGCAGCAGCAGCAGCCGCUACCGGCGACGACGACAGCGGUGGCGGCUCCUCCUCAAGCGUCCCCCUCCCCGGCCGCGCUCCUGCUUCACCCUCCGCCGCCUCCUCCUCCUCCUCCCCCUCCGCCGGCCUCCGCCGCCCCUCCGCCGCCUCCUCCUCCUCCGCCAGCCGUAGUGGCAGCAGCGGCGGCGGCGGCGGCGGCAACAACAGCAACCGCCUCUUCUUCCUCCUCCUCCGGGUCUGGGCCGAUGCCUGGCGGAAGCAGCAGCAGCAGCAGCAGCGCCCCGUCUCCCUUCCCUCACAGCGGCGGCGGAGACCCGGCCCUGAACGAGCAAGAGAAGGAGCUCAAGCGCCGCCUGAAGCGCCUCUACCCGGCGGUGGACGAGCAGGAGACGCCGCUGCCUCGCUCCUGGAGCCCCAAGGACAAGUUCAGCUACAUCGGCCUCUCGCAGAACAACCUCCGCGUCCACUACAAAGGCCAUGGAAAAACUCCUAAAGAUGCUGCUUCUGUUCGAGCCACACAUCCCAUACCUGCUGCUUGUGGAAUAUACUAUUUUGAAGUUAAAAUUGUCAGUAAAGGAAGAGAUGGUUAUAUGGGAAUUGGGCUCUCUGCUCAAGGUGUGAACAUGAACAGAUUACCAGGUUGGGAUAAACAUUCAUAUGGUUACCAUGGAGAUGAUGGACACUCAUUUUGUUCUUCUGGAACUGGACAGCCAUAUGGCCCAACCUUUACAACUGGUGAUGUCAUUGGUUGCUGUGUAAAUCUUAUCAACAAUACCUGCUUCUACACAAAGAAUGGACAUAGUUUGGGUAUUGCUUUCACAGAUUUGCCGCCAAACCUGUAUCCUACAGUUGGACUUCAAACACCAGGAGAAGUGGUGGAUGCUAAUUUUGGGCAGCAUCCAUUUGUGUUUGAUAUUGAAGACUAUAUGCGAGAAUGGCGAACAAAAAUUCAAGCUCAGAUUGAUAGAUUCCCAAUAGGAGACCGGGAAGGGGAAUGGCAGACAAUGAUUCAAAAGAUGGUUUCUUCUUACUUGGUACAUCAUGGAUAUUGUGCAACGGCAGAGGCCUUUGCCAGAUCUACUGAUCAGACUGUCCUAGAAGAAUUAGCUUCCAUUAAAAAUAGACAAAGAAUUCAGAAACUGGUUUUAGCAGGAAGAAUGGGAGAAGCCAUUGAAACAACACAACAACUGUAUCCAAGUCUAUUAGAAAGAAAUCCUAAUCUUCUAUUUGCUUUGAAGGUACGCCAAUUCAUAGAAAUGGUCAAUGGUACAGACAGUGAAGUGCGAUGUCUAGGAGGUCACAGUCCAAAAUCUCAAGAUAGUUAUCCUGUUAGUCCUCGAUCAUUCAGUAGUCCCAGUAUGAGCCCCAGUCAUGGAAUGAAUAUUCACAGUCUAGCAACAAGCAAAGGAAGUAGCACGCAUUGUUCUGGUUUUGAAAGUAGUUGCAGUAAUGGAGUGAUAUCAAACAAAGUACAUCAGUCCUACUGUCACAGUAAACAUCAGUCUACCAGUCUGAAUGUACCAGAACUCAAUAAUAUAAAUGUAACACGAUCACAGCAGGUUAAUAGCUAUUCCAGCAAUGAUGUAGACAUGGAAACAGAUCACUACUCCAAUGGGGUUGCAGAGACGUCAUCCAAUGGCUUCCUAAAUGGUAGUUCUAAACAUGAUCACGAAAUGGAAGAAUGUGACACAGAAAUGGAAAAUAUAAUUAAGGCUGCAGAAUUGGCAAAGAAAAAGAGAAAAAUACAAGACAAGGAUGGUGAAAGGGAGGACUCCCGCUUGCCUUCCAAAAAAAAAGAGAAGAAAGAAAGAAAUGACAAACGGAGGAAGGUUGAUUCCAGUCAGUUGAGACGCCAACUGUGUGGAGGCAGCCAAGCAGCAAUUGAAAGAAUGAUUCACUUUGGCAGAGAAUUGCAAGCCAUGAGUGAACAGCUAAGAAGAGAGUGUGGCAAAAACACAGCAAAUAAGAAGAUGCUCAAAGAUGCAUUUAGUUUACUGGCAUAUUCGGAUCCCUGGAGCAGUCCAGUGGGAAACCAGCUGGAUCCCAUUCAGAGAGAGCCUGUCUGUUCUGUUCUCAACAGUGCAAUACUAGAGACACACAAUCUACCAAAGCAGCCUCCACUUGCACUUGCAAUGGGACAAGCUUCACAAUGUCUAGGAUUGAUGGCCCGAUCAGGAAUUGGAUCCUGUGCUUUUGCCACAGUGGAAGAUUAUCUACAUUAGCUAUGCAUAUGAAGAUGAUGUCUGAGGUGUGUGAUGUGGCAUAUAUUCAACAUGAAAGUAGACCAGCUCUGCCAACUGGGAGUUUGGAUUUUAAAAUUAUGUACUAAGGACAGGUCUGUUGCUUUACAUUGCUUCCUAGUUUACAGCAUGAUGCAAAUGAUUUUCUAAACUACUGUUAGGAGAAAUUUUCCAUCUUUAACGAAAGUAAAAUAUCAUCAGUAACAUCAGAUCAACAAAUCCUUGAAUCGUUCCAAACAAACCAAAAAGGCCCUACUUCCUGAAACAUAGGGUCAAAUAGAUAAUGUUGUGGAUGUGUUAGUAUGUGGGUGAUGUAAACUUCAAGCAGGAUAAUUUGCCAACUUCCACCCCCAUUAUUACAUAGAUCAAUCAGUGUAAUUUGCAAAAUGCAUAAGUACCUGACAGUUUGGCUGUAUAGUAUUGAUGGGAAGAAAUAUUUUUAAUGUGUACUGUAAAACUUGAAAUACUCAGGAGCUGAGUGAAUAUGUUUGUUGCUACUUAAAAUCUCAACCUGUUUCCUAGUGGUUUUUGUUUUAACAUGGUCUUUUCAACUCUGUUUCCUGUUUAAUUGCAGACAACUUAUGUUGUAGACUCACCUGUUUAACUGUUGUAUUAUAACAGUAUUACAUGUCAACACAGUGUGGUUAUGGCCUAUUUAUAUAAAAACCAAAUAUUUAGUCAAUUUCAGUCUUAAUUUAAUCUUUGUACACCCUGCAUUUUUAAAAGUGCUUAAAUGAGUACUCUAUUGCAAUAAAAUGUAGUGAUAUCAUCAUUAACCAGCCAUUAAAUACUUCUACUUAUGGGA
Sceloporus undulatus (fence lizard) is the source of this 3225-nucleotide messenger RNA. RefSeq names its product RAN binding protein 9 (gene RANBP9). The record is from RefSeq and is a predicted model, not a curated record. Gene Ontology annotation, molecular function: protein binding. The coding region runs from base 156 to 2402 and encodes 748 amino acids. Gene Ontology annotation, biological process: cell surface receptor signaling pathway; cytoskeleton organization. Gene Ontology annotation, cellular component: cytoplasm. The transcript is spliced from 15 exons. NCBI's taxonomy places the organism in Eukaryota, Metazoa, Chordata, Lepidosauria, Squamata, Phrynosomatidae.